GCCCGGCCCGCCGGCCUCAUGGAGGAGGACCCCGCCCGGCUACCCUCCCACCUGCAUAAAACCGAGAUUUGCUUGUUCUUCCUUGAAGACAGCUGUAUCCACCCCAUAGAAACAUGUUUCCGAGCUCAUUACAGGCUGCCUUACAGCUGGGAAAUUCUGGAGGGCCAUCAGUGGACGCUGCUGUAUAGCUCAGAAAAGAUAGAAGAGGAUUACUGUAAUCCCAAAAAAACGUACAGCAUGGUGGAUGGAGAAGCGGUGUGGUUUGAGACAAUGACGCGUGGAUUCCAGAAGGUCAGGCGUCUCUCCUCCAUCUCCUCAGUCCUCCAGCCCACCUUCCUACUCACCACCGAGUGGCUCUGGUACUGGGAGGAAGAGGAUGGGAACUGGAACCAGUACGAUUCACCACCCAACAGCAGCACAGAGCUGGAGCAGAAGUUCCAGAAGAACCCCCAGGAGGUGGUGUGGUUCACCGCAGGGUCCCAGACCUACACACUCAGCCUCCAGGACAUGAUUCAGACCAAUAAGAGAUACGGCACCAAGAGGAGGGUGAGGCGACGGCCUCGGUUCCGGUCCUCCGCCGACGUGCAGGACGACAGGACAAGUAAAAGGCCUCCAAAUGGUCCACCAAAUGUCCAAGCUUUUCCCAGACACUGGGACAAGACCCAGGUUCCUGAUAUUGGAUACAAGAAAGUACUGCUGCAAGAUUCAUCAACAGAAUACAAGGAGGUGGAGACGCUGUUUCGUCAGACGAUGACCGCCUUUGACAUCGUGAAGAUCGAGAGAAUUCAGAACAAGUGUCUCUGGGACCAAUUUCAGUUGCAAAGGGAACAAAUGAAGAAAAGGAAUGGGGGCCGUAGUGUGGCUGAGAGGAAGCUGUUCCACGGCACAGACUCCAAGUUCAUCAACGCCAUCUGCUGUUCGAACUUUGACUGGCGGAUCUGUGGAACCCACGGGACCUUCUACGGCAAGGGCAGUUACUUUGCCCGGGAUGCCAGCUACUCCCACAAAUACACCGGGUACACCUCGACGGUCCACUCCAUGUUCGUGUCCCGGGUGCUGGUGGGUCACCACACCCAGGGCGAGGCCGGCUACGUGCGCCCGCCCUCCAAGGACGGCGGGGACACCCUCUUCUAUGACAGCUGCGCCAACGACAUCCACUCACCCUCCAUCUUUGUCGUCUUCGACCGGCCUCAGAUCUACCCGGAGUUCCUGCUCACGUACAAGGAGAAGGCUGCGGACAACUUGUGGUCCAGGUUACUGAUCGCCGUCGCCGCCGCACCGGUGGUAAUACCCACACCUGUGGUGAUACCCACGCCUGUGGUGAUAUCCACGCCUGUGGUGAAACCCACGCCUGUGGUAAUACCCACGCCUGUGGUGAAACCGACGCCUGUGGUGAUACCCACGCCUGUGGUGAUACCCACGCCUGUGGCGAUACCCACGCCUGUGGCAAUACCCACGCCUGUGGCGAAACCGACGCCUGUGGCGAUACCCACGCCUCCUGUGGUGAAUCCCACGCCUGUGGUGAAACCCAAGCCUGUGGUGAAACCCAAGCCUGUGGUGAAACCCAAGCCUGUGGUGAAUCCCACGCCUGUGGUAAUGCCCACUCCUGUGGUGAAACCCACGCCUGCACCCAGAACCAAGCCCCCGCAGCAGUUCACUGGCGCUUACUCGUACUUGAAUGCCGUCCCGCCGCCACAGCCCUUCCGCCCCCUCACAACAGCCCUACCCAGCCCCCCCCCGCCCACGUCUGUGCCCAGAACCAAGCCCCCGCAGCAGCUCACUGGCGCUUUCUCGUACUUGAAUGGCGUCCCUCUGCCACAGCCCUUCCGCCCCCUCACAACAGCCCUACCCAGCUCCCCCCCGCCCACGUCUGUUCCCAGAGCCACGCCCGCACAUCGCAUCCCUGGCGCUUUCUCGUACUUCCCGCCGCCACACUCUGCCCCCUAA
Gadus morhua (Atlantic cod) is the source of this 1947-nucleotide messenger RNA. RefSeq names its product protein mono-ADP-ribosyltransferase PARP12-like. Bases 19 to 1947 code for a protein of 642 amino acids. The transcript has 11 exons. The record is from RefSeq and is a predicted model, not a curated record. NCBI's taxonomy places the organism in Eukaryota, Metazoa, Chordata, Actinopteri, Gadiformes, Gadidae. Gene Ontology annotation, molecular function: NAD+ poly-ADP-ribosyltransferase activity; zinc ion binding. Gene Ontology annotation, cellular component: nucleus.